This is a messenger RNA of Spodoptera frugiperda (fall armyworm), 876 nucleotides long. It is a transcript of the gene BORCS5, whose product is annotated as BLOC-1-related complex subunit 5. Gene Ontology annotation, cellular component: synaptic vesicle membrane; BORC complex; cytoplasmic side of lysosomal membrane. The record is from RefSeq and is a predicted model, not a curated record. Lineage: Eukaryota; Metazoa; Arthropoda; Insecta; Lepidoptera; Noctuidae. Bases 1 to 738 code for a protein of 245 amino acids. The transcript is spliced from 8 exons. Gene Ontology annotation, biological process: organelle transport along microtubule; positive regulation of anterograde synaptic vesicle transport; lysosome localization.
AUGAGUUACAGAAAUAAGGGGCACACCAUUGCAGUUCCUAAUAUAUCAGAUCCUUCAAGAAGCAAUGAGCUGCCAGCCAGCGGCAACAACUCUCCAGGCACCAGUAUCUGCUCAGAUUCAGAGCUUCCAUACAUAUCAUAUACUGUGGAUCGACCUAUAGGAGAUUCACCAAAGGCCUCAGCGAAGACCCAGCGUAGUGCGGACAGCAAGAAGUCGAUGCUGCAACGUCGGCAGCUGAGCCUACAAGCUCGCAAGAACAAGCGCGCCCGGGAUAUAGUAGUAGUCAAGCAGGCGACCGAUGUACAGCUUGAUGAAGAUAUACAGAGAUUACAGGAGAUACCAACAUUCCUACCUAUCAUGAGAGGUACACUCGGUCUGCCGGGUGCGAGAGACCCAGAGGUAUUGGAAGGUUUAGACUACAGACCGUGGGUCCGAGUAACGACCAGACUGCAGGCGCACCUCGCUGCAUGUGCUCACCCACUCGCGACCAUCGAGGGCGGGCUAGCGGCUAAAAUAAAAGAGGCCGACCAGGAAAUAUCACGCUUGUAUUCCCAAAUGGUGGAUAAGCAGAGGGCGAACGCUCGCCACGCGGAGCGUCUAGCCAGGGUCCAUGAAGUGUCACACCAAUUGUCGAGAUGCAACUCUUUGUUGCAACAGACUCUACAAGACAUAGAAGAAAUUAACGCUUUACUUCCUGAAGAUAAACGCUUAGAACCAUUUGUGUGGAGCACAGAAUAAUAGGUGUCAAAUAUAAACCUAGAUCUAGGAUACCUAAGUACGUGUGUCGCCUGGACAGUCAACCUCGCUACAUCCUUGUUGACUGGACAUCUACACUACAUGAGCUGCUGUUUACAUGUGAACAUUAGCUCAUGACAA